Vitrella brassicaformis is the source of this 840-nucleotide messenger RNA. Lineage: Eukaryota; Vitrellaceae. The record is from the annotation of a GenBank genome assembly.
UUACCGUUGACAGGGUCUCGUACCCUCGAGGGAGGGCAUGCCGGCGCUCUCCAGCAGCAGCAGCAGGCUGGGCGGCAGCAGCAGCAGCAGCACGGAUGGCAUGCAGGUGGGCCAGAGUCUACAACAAUCCAUCAAUCCAUCCACCACAUCACACAGCCCGUAUACACCUCUCGCACUCCCAUUUCCCGCCCUUGUGUACCUGGCGUGCUGCUUGUCGUCCGGCCUUAUCCGUCAUGUCGAUGACGGACCCUGCCCUGCCAUCCGCUGCUUCAGCAGCAGCAGCAGGAGUCUGCCGGCCCCCGACAGCAUGAUCCUCCAAACCAGUCGCCCGUGGCCGAGUGUGGAACGGCCGCUGGCGAUGACGACGAAGGUCGCCCGGGCGAUCUGGCUUGGACGGGAGCUGACCAGCAGAUCCUGAAGGCACAGACACAAUUAGAAAGACAGAGAUCUUUCAUGAAUCCAACGCCAUGCGAUAUAGGUCUUUUCAUUUUGGCCCAUCGGACAUCGCUUCUCCUCCUUUCUCACCCUGAUUGAGGGGAGAUGGCCGUGCUGCGCGCAUAGUCCUCCCUGAUCCGGCUGGCGGGGCGGUUGUGUGGACGAGAGAGAGGGACAGCGAAUGAUGUCGAGCUCACUGGCGGCUGUCGUCUCCUCUUCUGGGCACAGGAUGGCCACCACACUGGCGACGAAGAGGGUGGCCAUCUCGAAACACAUGAGCCCAAGCCCCAGUGCCGCCGUGACAGCGCUGCCUGCCGCCGUGACAGCCAUGGCCCCACCGGCCGUCACUGCCGCUUUGGUGGCGAGGGCGGCGCCGACAGCGAAGAUGGUCUCGACGAAGGGCAU